Mycena indigotica is the source of this 549-nucleotide messenger RNA. Its product is annotated as HIT-type domain-containing protein. The transcript is spliced from 2 exons. Lineage: Eukaryota; Fungi; Basidiomycota; Agaricomycetes; Agaricales; Mycenaceae. Gene Ontology annotation, cellular component: Swr1 complex. Gene Ontology annotation, biological process: chromatin remodeling. The record is from RefSeq and is a predicted model, not a curated record. The coding region runs from base 1 to 549 and encodes 182 amino acids. Gene Ontology annotation, molecular function: nucleosome binding.
AUGCCGCCCAAACGCACAAGAGAGCAUCGUGCGUCUUUGACUCCUCGAUAUAUAUAUCUAUCUAUCUAUAGAUCCGCAGGCCCAAGACAGAGUCAGAAUCCUACCGGUGUGACUCCAGAAAUUGUAGCCAAACGAACGAAACGGCAUCUCAUUGAGCUCGAGAAAUCAAACUACGAAGAGCCUAAUUUUACGGCUGGAGAUGAGGAAGAAACAGGAAAUCACUCGAAAGGGCGUGCACGUACACUCAUAUCCGAAAAACGCAACUUUAACAUCCCCGGACUGAAGAGAAAGAAGUCCAGUAUGAGUGUGCGCUCAGCUUUGAUAUAUCGGAAGAAUUUCUCGACCCUUUUGGAGGACUUCAAUCUCGAUGCGACCACUCCUAGUUACUUAACAGUACAGGCACCUUCUCCUUCUUACCCACCGCGACUCAUCUGCUCAGUCUGUGGCUACUGGGGAGCUUAUAAAUGUGGUCGAUGUGCGUUACCAUAUUGCGACCGUGAUUGUCGAGGGGUUCAUGAAGAAACUCGUUGUGAGCGACGCGUUGUUUAG